AUGCCGUUUCGCGAAAACUAGCUUUAAAAUCACGAUACCUUCGACACACCGCCUCUGUCAUCGACAGCAAUUGCGGAAGGACUUCUCGCCCCUUCGGUUAACGGUUAGCAUGUCGAAGUGAGGUUCAGAUGGUCGUCUUCCGAUGACAUCUUCUUACUAUAUAUAACAAACCGUGCUCAACCAACAUGAAGGACGAAGCACUCCACCCUCCAAAUUCAUGCUGUUGGAAACUUGGAAGUGAGAGGGGCCGGCAAACUUCGGGAAAGAGCGUGCUUGCACGUUCAUGGCGUUGGCAUUCCGCCGGCUAUCCUUAGGCUUUCGAGGUUAGUAACUGUCGUAGAGGCAAAUAAAUAAACAGAAGUAGUCGCAGUCUCCGUCCCCGGCUUUAAAAAACACGCAAAAGAAAGGCCCAAAAAAAAAAAAAGUUAUGAUCACACUCUGCUUGUGCUUGUCGUCUUUCUUCCCAGGCCCUCUGCUCUUCUCCCUUCGAAUCUCCUAGGGUAAGUGUAGCGACAGGUGCGCACCACCGCUCUCUUUCUGUCUUUAGAAGAUUUCCCUCGGCCCCGGGCCCUGAGCCAUGUGAUGCAUUUUUGUGGGAGACCGGAUUGUGAUUCGAUUUGGCGUCUGAAAAAUCAUUCAUAGUGGAGAAGCAAGCCCUAAUUUUAUAGUGCGGGCGGGUAGAACCGGGAGUUCUAUCCCUCGAGAAGAGCUGAAAGAUGAAAGGUAGAGAUGGAGGUCGCAGCACGACGGACCUCGUCCGGCACGCUGUCUCUGGCGCAGCGGCAGGAGCCAUAGCUGCAACUUUUGUUUGCCCUUUGGAUGUAGUGAAAACAAGACUUCAGGUAUAUGGAUUGCCUGAACAUGGUCGUGGACAUAAUCAAGGCAGUCUCAUAAUCACAAGUUUACAACACAUAAUUAAGAACGAAGGCAUAAAAGGAAUGUAUCGUGGGCUUUCACCUACAAUACUGGCAUUACUUCCGACUUGGGCAGUGUACUUCACAGUCUAUGAAAAGCUCAAAACAUUGCUUCAGUCACAUGAUGGCCAGCUUUCACUUGGUGGAAACAUCUUAGCAGCUUCUGGUUCUGGAGUUGCUACAGCUGUCACAACCAAUCCACUCUGGGUUGUUAAAACACGACUUCAGACGCAGGGAGCUCGUUCUGGUGUUGUUCCAUAUAGCAGCAUACUUUCUGCAUUAAGAAGGAUUAUGAACGAAGAAGGAAUUUAUGGACUUUAUAGUGGUCUCCUUCCAUCCUUAGCUGGUGUUAGCCACGUUGCAAUUCAGUUUCCAGCCUAUGAAAAUAUAAAAUCUUACCUAGCCAUGAGAGAGAAUACAACUACUAAGGAGCUCAGCCCGGGGAAUGUUGCUCUUGCUUCUUCUUUAUCCAAAAUAAUUGCUUCAGUUAUGACUUACCCUCACGAGGUUGUCAGAUCCAGACUACAGGAGCAAGGAUUUUUGCAUCAAUCUGGAAAGCAAUAUGAAGGUGUUGUUGAUUGCAUUAAGAAGGUCUUUCAAAAAGAAGGUAUUCCUGGGUUCUACCGUGGGUGUGCUACUAACCUCUUGAGGACAACGCCAUCUGCUGUCAUUACUUUCACAAGCUAUGAGAUGAUUCAUAGACGACUAUGCCAAAUGUUUCCUUCCCAAUAGCACUUGAAAGUGAAAAUAUCACCCGAAAACUUAAAGGGGCUUGUGGAGCUCCUUACAUAUUGGUACGAAGUGCAAGUAGGAUACUGUGAACUGGCAACCUGGAGGAAGUGGAGGCAAUAUUUUCGUUUUUAAUGUUAGGGAUAUAACUGCACCACAUUCUUUUUUGGUGGAACUGUGGCGAGGGGUUAUUUCAUCGCAAGUAACAACUACUGUUUUCUGGGAAAACAUUUUUACUUCAAAAUUUGGUGAUAGAGAUGCAAAGCUAAUACCACUAUGAAGAUUUUUCUCUUCUGCAGUCCGUUCAUCACAUUAUACAUUCUUGAAUUGAAUAAUCUUGACUGUCUUGCUUAGCAUUAGUGUAGCAGCUUGCUUUUGCAACUUUUGUUAUAUAAAAUUCAGAGAACUCUCUCUGGCACAGUUGUGUUUUUUUGUUGUUGAGCCUGUAUUCUGAUGUUUCAUAACACAAGUGAAUUAUUUUUUGAUGGAGUUCUGGUUUUAACUGAAUGAAAAUCAACCACAAGAAGUUAAGUUCCUAAUA
This is a messenger RNA of Nymphaea colorata (pocket water lily), 2184 nucleotides long. RefSeq names its product nicotinamide adenine dinucleotide transporter 2, mitochondrial-like. Gene Ontology annotation, molecular function: NAD transmembrane transporter activity. NCBI's taxonomy places the organism in Eukaryota, Viridiplantae, Streptophyta, Magnoliopsida, Nymphaeales, Nymphaeaceae. The record is from RefSeq and is a predicted model, not a curated record. The coding region runs from base 717 to 1646 and encodes 309 amino acids. The transcript is spliced from 9 exons. Gene Ontology annotation, biological process: NAD transmembrane transport.